AUGGCUCUCGCUUCCUUCACUGCCCGUUUCAAGCAAUUUGUUACCCCCGAUGCCCUCAGAUCUUAUCUCGCUGAGUUCAUUUCCACAUUCUUUUAUGUCUUUGUAGUUGUCGGUUCUGCCAUGGCUUCACGGAAAUUGAUGUCGGACUUGGCAACCGAUCCGUCUAGUCUGGUGUUAGUCGCCAUUGCAAACACCUUCGCGCUGUCCUCGUCGGUGUACAUUGCCUCAAACGUUUCCGGUGGGCAUGUGAACCCCGCCGUCACUUUUGGGUUGGCAGUUGGGGGUCAUGUAAGUGUCUCGACUGCUCUGUUUUACUGGGUUUCUCAAAUGUUGGCCUCUGUGAUGGCUUGCCUUUUGUUGAAGGUCGCCACUGUCUCCCAGGAUGUCCCAAUAUAUACAAUUGCAAGUGAAAUGACAGGGUUCGGAGCAUCCAUGGUAGAAGGUGUGCUGACAUUUGGUUUGGUGUACGCUGUUUAUGCCGGAGGUGACACAAGAAGCGGUCCACUGAGGAGCAUUGGACCACUGGUAAUAGGAUUGAUGGCAGGAAGCAUGGUUCUGGCGGCAGGACCAUUCUCUGGAGGGUCAAUGAACCCAGCAUUAGCCUUUGGGUCAGCCGUAGUUGCUGGACGGUUCAAGAACCAGGCAGUUUAUUGGGUUGGACCAUUGAUUGGAGCAGCAGUGGCUGGGCUUCUGUAUGAUAAUAUUGUGUUCCCCGGUCAUGUUUCUGGAAGGGUGAAUUCCGAUGGAACAACUGGAGUUUAA
Messenger RNA from Gossypium raimondii (Peruvian cotton), 762 nucleotides. RefSeq names its product probable aquaporin TIP5-1. Gene Ontology annotation, cellular component: membrane. The transcript has 3 exons. Gene Ontology annotation, molecular function: water channel activity. NCBI's taxonomy places the organism in Eukaryota, Viridiplantae, Streptophyta, Magnoliopsida, Malvales, Malvaceae. The record is from RefSeq and is a predicted model, not a curated record. Gene Ontology annotation, biological process: water transport; transmembrane transport. Bases 1 to 762 code for a protein of 253 amino acids.